UGAUAUGACACGUCUGAAACGCUUAUUGCUUUUUGUAUUUUUAUUUUAGUAUUUUUGUUUUUAAAAUUUUCUGUGAUUUCUAUUGGAAGAGAGCCAACUCUCUUUUUUUGUCUAGAACCAGGCUCUCUGUCUUCACCUAUUUUUUUUCUUUUUUGUUCUUGACGAAUCAUGGGUAAUAAUCCUUCGAAGAAAUCCGGCAAAGAACGCCCAAAGAGUCUCCCAAGCCGCCUUGAACUGCCAGACAAUGAUUUUAGUACAAACACCGCAUCGUCUGUCAGCUCGAUUCUCAUAAAUUCACAAAAUUCCUAUAAUCGAAACAACCAACAGCAACAGCAGCAAGCACAACAAAGCGCUUUAAGCCAACUUAAUCCAAACUAUCCGACAGGCCGCAAAGGAUCACCGCCGCCAGGAGCAACCAGCAAUGGUCCAGAAUUGGAAUCUCCCGAAGACGGCAAUGCCGCUGACAACGAUGUCGAUUCAAACCAAUUGACUGUCAACUCAAUUAAUCAGCUCACCGUGAGCUCCAUGAUCAGUAUCAAUGGAAAAACCAUGGAUAUUGAUGACUAUAUACACCGACUUUUGGAAGCUGGUUACGCGCCAAAGGUAUCCAAGCAACUUUGUUUAAAGAAUGCAGAAGUCACUGCUAUCUGCCGAGCCGCUAUGGACGUAUUCCUCAGUCAACCCUCUUUGAUCGAAUUAACUCCUCCUGUCAAGAUUGUAGGAGAUGUCCACGGUCAAUUUACGGAUUUGAUUCGGCUAUUUGAUAUGGGCGGUUUCCCUCCAACCUCCAAUUAUCUCUUCUUAGGAGAUUAUGUUGAUCGUGGAAAGCAAAGUCUGGAAACCUUCCUAUUACUAUUAUGUUACAAGCUCAAAUAUCCUGAAAACUUCUUUAUUCUACGAGGCAAUCACGAAUGUGCCAAUGUCACUAGAGUGUAUGGCUUUUAUGAUGAAUGCAAACGCCGAUGCAACCCCAAGAUCUGGAAAACAUUUGUAGAUGUCUUCAACACACUUCCUAUAGCUGCUCUUGUAGCUGGUAAAAUCUUUUGUGUACAUGGAGGUUUAAGUCCGUCGAUGCAUAGUAUGGACGAGAUUCGCAAUAUCCAACGACCAACUGAUGUGCCGGAUUAUGGACUGCUUAAUGACUUACUGUGGUCGGACCCGUCGGAAACAGCUAUCGAUUGGGAAGAUAACGAGAGAGGAGUGAGUUAUUGCUUUGGAAAGAAAAUUAUCAACGAGUUCUUAGCCAAGUUCGAUUUGGACCUGGUUUGCCGAGCACAUAUGGUUGUUGAAGACGGCUACGAGUUUUUCAACGAACGGACCCUGGUUACUGUAUUUUCGGCACCAAACUAUUGUGGAGAAUUCGACAACUUCGGUGCAAUCAUGAGUGUUAGUGAGGAGCUGUUGUGUAGCUUUGAGCUGUUGACACCUGCAGAUCAUCCAUUGGCAAAGGAAAGACAAGGUCGCGGAAAGAGGCGAACUAGUCCACCGCUUCAAGAUGUCCGUCAAAGCGUUUAAUUAAAGCCAAGCAAGCUCCACUUAUUAUCACAAUGUUCAGUCCAGCCAACAAAACCGCAACAAACUCCA
Umbelopsis ramanniana AG is the source of this 1584-nucleotide messenger RNA. RefSeq lists its product as uncharacterized. NCBI's taxonomy places the organism in Eukaryota, Fungi, Mucoromycota, Umbelopsidomycetes, Umbelopsidales, Umbelopsidaceae. The transcript is spliced from 7 exons. Gene Ontology annotation, cellular component: nucleus; cytoplasm. Gene Ontology annotation, molecular function: protein serine/threonine phosphatase activity. The record is from RefSeq and is a predicted model, not a curated record. The coding region runs from base 169 to 1515 and encodes 448 amino acids.